AAGCCAGACCUAUCAUUUCUACGCAUCAUUGGUAGCAAGGUCUGGAAAGUCUUCCCACGUGAAGCUAUUCACCAAAGCGAAGAAGGACGCCACCUAGCUCCGAGAGCAGAGCUUGGCUACCUCACUGGAUACACUGGCUAUAGCGGCGCCCAAUAUCGCGUCUAUAGACCAUUUCCUAAUAAGAAAGGAGGCACAAUGCAUGUCGUGAGAGAUGCAAUCAUUGAUGAAGGACCCGAUUGGGAUCUAUACAAUGACCCUGACACCCCGACAACACCUACUAGCAUCCAGCAAGAGACCCAGCCAGCCUCUCCAGCUAUUUCCGGGCCCGUCAACCUCCAUGGCCCUGAUCCAGAGGACUCCGACGACCCCAAAAAUGACGAAUUCUACGUAUUGGACGAGGAUUCAGAUCAAUCCGAGGUCUCAGACGCAUCGGACGUCUCCGACGCCGAUUCCAGAGACCCAAUUCAGCUAUUUUCAACGGCUUCAAGAGCUGAAAAAGCUGAGAUUCAACGCUGUGAAGACCAGUCCACAGUGCUUCUUGCGGAAGCUGCAAUACUCUCUACAGAGAGCUCUCUCCCAGCACUUCCGUCUAUCCAAGACAUCGAGUCUACGCCAGCUCAAUGGCUCGAGUCUCCAACCUCUCUUCGGGAAGCUAAGGCUUCACCGUUCUGGCCAUGGUGGGAGCAAGCUAUGAAGUCGGAGAUCGCUCAAUUUGAGGUUCUCCAAGUAUGGCAACCAGCAUCUCCACCACCAGGGGCCAAGAUCCUCUCGGGUAGAUGGGUCUAUAAGCUCAAGACCGAUGCCAAUGGCAGACCUGCCAAGUUCAAAGCACGUUGGGUGGCCCGAGGUAAUACCCAGAGAGAAGGCAUUGAUUAUGAGGAUGCGUACGCCGCCACCGGCCGCUACGAGACCCUCCGAGUACUCCUUGCAGUCAUCACAUUGAAGAAGCUAUAUUCGACGCAUUUAGACGUCAAUUUGGCCUAUCUCAAUGCGAUUUUGGAAGAGGAAACGUACAUGCAAUACCCCGACGGUCUCGACUUUCAUGGCGUCGAACCUCACGGUAAUGUCUGUCGCCUUCGUAAGAGUCUAUACGGCUUGCGCCAGUCAGCAGCCAAUUGGUAUAAGACCCUUAGCAGCUUCCUCCUUUCCAAAGGCUUCAAUGCCUCAUCCUCUGAUCCAUGUCUAUACGUACGCCACGAGCAAGGGGGUGGAAUUACCAUCAUCUUCGUCUACGUAGAUGAUAUGUUGCUCGCAUCGACGUCUCCAACAACGCUUCAGAGAGUCAAGGAAGCGAUCGCUAAGCAAUGGUCUAUUUCAGACCUAGGUGAAGUCUCUCACUACCUUAGCCUGAAGAUCCAACGUGACCGUGAAGCCGGAAUCAUGAAAAUAGGCCAAAAAGCCUAUAUUGACAAGUUUCCUGACGUCCCAGCAACCUCUCCAAGACCUUUCAUCCCAUUCAGUCCUAGCACCGAGCUUAGGAAAGCCGAUGAACCGGCAAACCGUGAAAACGUGAAGACCUACCAGUCUCUCACCGGUAGUCUAAUUUACGCCAGCACGGUCUCACGUCCUGAUCUCUCCCUAGCGCUUGGGAUGCUCACGAAGCAUAACCUCAAACCCCACGAUCCUCACUUCUCCGCCGUCUACCAAGCCGUCCAGUACGCUAAGCGAACCAGCAACCUUACGAUAACCUACGGACGGCCGAAAACGAGUGGUAAU
This is a messenger RNA of Penicillium arizonense, 1716 nucleotides long. RefSeq lists its product as uncharacterized. The transcript has a single exon. The annotation marks the transcript as partial. The record is from RefSeq and is a predicted model, not a curated record. Lineage: Eukaryota; Fungi; Ascomycota; Eurotiomycetes; Eurotiales; Aspergillaceae.